UUUUAACGAAUUGAAAUGGCGGAUUUGUGAAAUUGGGAAACAACGCUGUAUGCUAUUGAAUUUCAAAAAUUGCGAAAACUUUGUAAAUGUUUAAUUUAAAUAAAUAUUAUAAAUAGACAACAUUUGUAGAAAGAAUAGAGCUAAUUAAAAUGUCUCGCUCGGUGCGCGCCGAAACUAGAAAUCGUGUGAAAGAUGAUAUCAAAAGAGUCAUGCAAGCUGUUGAAAAAGUUCGCCAUUGGGAGAAGAAAUGGGUAACCAUUGGCGAGACAACGAUGAAAAUUUACAAAUGGGUGCCCAUAUCCACGAACGAGCAGAAAAAAAAGCAUGCUGCGAAAAGAGAAAAUAAGGAGAACGCAAUAACACCGAAAAAGAUGCACGAUUCUUCAAAUUCCAACUUUGGCAUGGCAGAAGACUCCAAUACAUGUUUCUCCACAGUAAGUGACUCUCAGGGUCCUACAGACUUCACCUCCACACAUAUGAACUUCUCGGAGGACUCCAAUUCACAGAGCAGUGGCACCACAACACCUGCAAAACGGUUAAAAACUGAUUGAGACCAAUAAUUUAUAUCUUUGGUUUGUGUUUAAUGGUGGCUUCUCAUGGUGUGUCGCAGGGCAAGGCACAUGGACCCUUAUACUUUGCAAGUGACUGCUGCAUUAAGUUGAUUUACUUUUGAAUUCAGAGAUAAACCAUUGAAAUUUUCAUAAAUAAGCAUAGAAGCAUAGACAUGUUCUAUUGGAGGGGGUUUCUCACUUGUCCUAACAGUGGCAGCUUAACAUGAAUGGCAUGCAAUAAGUGAGUUGCAAACUAUGCUGAUUAUGAUGCCUUCGUCUUUUCAUAUGGCCAUAAAGUAGAGCUGUAAAAGUACAUAGUUCCAGAUUGGCUCAGGAUUAGCAUGUUUUGCCAUUUGGUGUCCAUGAGAAGUUCUACAUUUUGCACCAGUGCCACAUCUGGAAAAUGUAUUUUGGAGAAGACUGGACUAUUUAAGUGACCAGUAAAAGAUUGCACAAAGCACAAGUUUAACAGAAUAAAAUGGACCUAAUGUUACUUGUUUUAGUUUCAGUCUAUAUCACUAAUUUUUGACUUUGACUCAAUAAGAAUUCCAUUUCACUUGUUUAUAGUGUUUUGAUAUUUGUGCAAGUGAUCUCUUCUUGAUCUUCUCUAGUGAUAAUACCAAGCGCUGACUGAAAGACAAGAGAUUUCCAAAUUCCAGCCAGUCUUUUGUUGUGGUAGCAGCACUUUGGCCUUUCAAGAUCUUUUGAACUCAAAAUUCGGUUAGAGGUGUGUUGCUUGUGAUCAUCAGAUUCCUGAAACUUGUGGGGUCAGCCAAUAAUGCAUUAUGCAAUAUUGAAUUGCCAUUUUAAUAUAGCAAUAUAAAAGAUUACAACAAUAAGAAUAUGUUUAUAAAAAGAGUUACAACCAUCCAUUUAGUUUAUCUUGUGCCAAUAAAGAAAGUGUGGCUCAUGUUAUUGCACUUUGAGAAGCUACUGACUAUAUUAAGUGGACUUAUUUUGAAGUUUCCGUUCAAAAUAUUUGUACAUUAUGUAUUGAAAGUGAAGCAGUGAAAGUGAAGAGAUAUGUGUAUUUAAUUUUAUUUUAUGUGGUGUGUGCUACUACAAUGAGAUUGAUAUUACAUGUUUAUAUGAUUUACAGUAGAGUUUGCCAGUUCGUUAAUAGCAUAUUGUCCACACUGUAUAGGCCAAUCACAACAAAAGUGCUGAAUGCAUCAAUGUAUGGCCACUUUUUAAUUUGCAUAUAAGUAGGUAAUACUGUAGGCGAGCGCUGUUGUUAUGUAGUAUUAAACACAUAAAAAUAAUUCACUCCGUUCACACUCAGUCAAGAUUUAUUUAUUGAGCUUUGAUUGUUAGAUUUUAGUAUACUUUUUUAAAACAGCAACCAAACUAUGAUUUAUAACUGCAAUCAAUGUUUGGGAAAAAAUAAACCAUGUAACCGUCAAGUCUCUAGCCACUAUUAAAACAUAAAGAGGAGAACAAUAAGUAAGCUAAAAUUAUCAAAUCCUUCAGUAACAGUUCAAUUUAUUAUCUAUGUCCAAUGUUAACUUUCUACACUACAUCCUGAAGUUACUGAGAUAUGAACUUGAGGCAGACGUUUUACUAGCAUAGCAUAUAGAUAAAAUGUGGACAAAUGUGUGUUAACCUUUAAUCAUGAUAAAGUUUCAGUCACUAUUGUAAUAAACAGGUCCUUCUGUAAAUAUUAAGUAUUAAGUAGUUCCAUAAAUGAGAUAUUAUUUUUUAAAUUACGAUUUUAAUUAUAAUUGUAAUGUCUAUUUGCCAGCGUUAAGAAUGUAGACAUACUGUGUCUAUAAGGAGUAUUGGUUUUAAAACUGCCAUCCACCUUCCAAUAUUGCCAUGUAAUGAGUUGACACUUGAACUCAAACUAUACUUAUGACCAAUAAGGGUUUCGUAUUUUUAAUUUGCCAUACCCCUUAUAGGUUAUUGUGCUUCCAUUGACUACAUCGUCACUUGAUUAAGAUUAGUAACUUAUUACAAAUCAUUGUUAUGGGUUUUAAAACUGCAUUACCCCUUCUAGAUUAGUGUUUCUAUUGGACUGCAUUAUGAUAUAUGUGAAAUUGCACUCGAGUGCUUACUGGCAGCCAAUUAGGGGCAUUGGUUUUAAAAUUGCCAUACCCCUUGUCUGUUAGUCAUUUCUUAACCUUCAUCGUAUCUCUGAUGAAAAUACUGUAAGCUGUAAUUUGUACCUAUUUUUUGUAUAAAAACAUCAUGUGUAGUGGAAACCAGUAGACAGUAGAUCAGGCUUUUAAUUUACUAGGGAAACUGUCCAUUCAUUAUUGGCACUUUAAGGUUGUAACAAAUGCAAUAUUUGUGUUACAUCUUUGAAAAUAUUUUUCCUUUCUGCGAUUCUCCAGCUAAACUAGCUUUAAUUUCUUUUAAAAAUUAUUAAAUAUAUUCUCAGAAAAAAAACUUGUAUAUUUGCAAUAUUAGAGAAAAACUCGAUUACCGGCACCCAAAAGGGAGAAAGAAUAUUUUCUAUUCAAUUUUUUGUUCAGUAAACGUAUGUACAGAAUGAUUUCCUACUAUUGUAUAGUGAUUAUUUAUGUGUAUGUGAGGUGCCAAUAAUUUGGUGAGUGCCAAUGUACGACUGGUUUACCCUAAAGAUUUGCGCUGUCUCAAUUGUGUAGUUUUCGAGUUCUGGAACACUAAGUCAAAGUAAAAUAGACCGAACUGAACUGGUUUUAGAGUUGAUUAUUCUGUAAUAUUGAUUUUUAGUUUAAUAACGUUACGUUUGAAGCAGAAGUGCUAAAAAAUUAAAAUUUGAUCAAGGUCGUUUUACUCGGGCAUUUAAGUGUUUUAUUCGAAACGAAUAAACUAAAGUGCGAAUCUGAAACUUAGGGUAUGUACUUACUGGACACAAAAUUUAAUGAAGGACUAAAGUAUAAUAUAAAAUUGGGUAUUUCUAAAGUACAACAAAUAUAACUUAUUAUUAAAAAUAAAUGUC
Molecule: messenger RNA, 3474 nt
Organism: Pararge aegeria (speckled wood butterfly)
Lineage: Eukaryota; Metazoa; Arthropoda; Insecta; Lepidoptera; Nymphalidae
Gene: BCL7-like
Product: B-cell CLL/lymphoma 7 protein family member A
Exons: 3
Coding region: 150-551 (133 amino acids)
Source: RefSeq, a predicted model, not a curated record